Mercurialis annua (annual mercury) is the source of this 1024-nucleotide messenger RNA. Its product is annotated as loganic acid O-methyltransferase-like. The record is from RefSeq and is a predicted model, not a curated record. The transcript has 2 exons. Gene Ontology annotation, biological process: methylation. Gene Ontology annotation, molecular function: S-adenosylmethionine-dependent methyltransferase activity. NCBI's taxonomy places the organism in Eukaryota, Viridiplantae, Streptophyta, Magnoliopsida, Malpighiales, Euphorbiaceae. The coding region runs from base 17 to 1024 and encodes 335 amino acids.
ACGAGAAUCAUUUGCCAUGAAUGGUGGAAACAAUGAGUAUAGCUAUUCCAAGAACUCACAUAUACAGAGAAAUGUAGCAGAGAAAGCAAAAUCAAUUUUAGUUAGUGGAAUAAUUGAUAAUCUUGACAUAGAAAAUAGUUCAUCAUCAUCAUCAUUGAACAAGUUUACUAUUGCUGAUUUAGGUUGUUCGACAGGGCCAAAUACAUUUAUUUCAGUGGAGAACAUAAUAGAAGCAAUAAGGCAAAAAUUCAAAAUCCUGCCAGAAAUUCAGGUUUAUUUCAACGACCAUGUUUCCAAUGAUUUUAACGCUCUCUUCUUCAACCUUCCUUCGAGCAGGAACUACUUUGCGUGUGGAGUCGGAGGUUCAUUUCACGGCAGAUUGUUUCCGAAGGGUUCGAUCAACUUCGUGUAUUCGGCAUUUGCAUUGCAAUGGCUAUCGAAAGUACCGAGUGAGUUGAAUUGUGGAGUGUGUAACGGAGGAAGAAUUCAUUACGGAAAUGCUCCGAAGGAAGUUUGCGACGCUUAUUAUGGUCAGUAUGAAAGGGAUAUGAUUUCUUUUUUUGAUUGUCGAGCAGAAGAGGUUGCUCCGGCUGGAUUGAUGGCGUUUCUUGUUCCAGGCCGUCCUGAUGAAGCACUUCCAUCUCAAUUCUCCCUCUCCCUUUUUCUUCAAAUCCUGGAAUCUUGCCUGGUUGAUAUGGCAGAUGAGGGAGAAAUAAGCAAAGAAAAGUUGGAGUCAUUCAACAUGCCAUUGUACAGCCCUUCAAUAGAAGAGUUAAGAAGAAUUAUAGACAAAAAUGGAAAAUUUAGCAUUGUAAAAUUGGAAGCUCAUGAAGAAAGUAUAAAAAUGCUUUCAUCAAGAUCCUGCAGAUCUGGUUUUGAGAGCAUCAUCAGCAAACACUUUGGUGGUGAAAUUAUUGAACAACUAUUCAAGAGAUACGAUACAAAAUUUGCACAGCAUUACCCAAUUGUUGUUGCUGAUUGCACUUCCCUUUAUAUUUUUGUCCUUCUCAAGCGCCAUCUUUAA